AUGAGUGAGGGCUUCUUCAACAAGCGGCAGAAAACGGCCUCUUCUGAGAGGCCUAAUAACGAGGACUCGAAGCCCUGGAUCGAAAAAUACAGGCCAAAAAAAUUGGAAGAUGUAACGGCACAAGACCAUGCAGUCAAUGUUUUACAGAAAACGCUGAAAUCUGCUAAUUUGCCACACAUGCUAUUUUAUGGGCCACCUGGAACUGGUAAAACUUCGACAAUUUUGGCGUUGACUAAAGAAUUGUACGGCCCAGAGCUGACUAAAAGUCGAGUGCUGGAACUGAAUGCUUCAGAUGAAAGAGGAAUAGCAAUUGUUCGCGACAAAAUCAAGAAUUUUGCUAGACUGACAGUUUCAAAGCCUUCUGCAUCCGAUAUAGAGAAAUACCCAUGCCCGCCUUACAAGAUUAUUAUCUUGGAUGAGGCCGAUUCAAUGACCGCUGACGCUCAAAGCGCUUUGAGAAGAACCAUGGAAACCUUCUCAAAUGUAACGCGCUUUUGUCUCAUUUGCAAUUACGUUACCAGAAUUAUCGAUCCCUUGGCAUCGCGUUGCUCAAAAUUCCGCUUCAAAUCUUUAGAUGCUUCAAACGCGCUUGGACGUCUUCAGCACGUAGCGACCCAGGAAAGCCUUAAUCUGGAAGACAACGUGCUGGAAAAAAUAAUGGAUGUGUCUCAGGGUGAUUUAAGGAGAGCUAUCAUGCUUCUACAGUCGUCUUCCAAGAUUGUUAAGCACCUAGACCCACCUAUAGUUACUCGCCUUGCAGUAGAUGAGCUGGCUGGUACUGUGCCAUCAGAUUUGGUCUCGAAUCUCACAAGUAAGAUCACAAGCAUGGACUUCUCUGAAAUUAUGAAUUACGUGGGUGAGCUCAAAAGAAGUGGUUGGAGUGGGGCUGCAAUGGUCAAUCAGCUUCAUGAGUAUUACAUCAAUAAUGAUCAGCUUACCAAGUCUUUCAAAAAUGAAGUUUCUUGGCUAAUAUUCGGUUCAGAUUCAAAGCUAACAAAUGGGGGGAACGAACACAUUCAAUUAGCCAGUUUAGCUAUCGGUAUCGCCAAUCUGUACAGAAAAGGUAUGUGA
Molecule: messenger RNA, 1071 nt
Organism: Lachancea lanzarotensis
Lineage: Eukaryota; Fungi; Ascomycota; Saccharomycetes; Saccharomycetales; Saccharomycetaceae
Gene: RFC2
Product: LALA0S07e03708g1_1
Exons: 1
Coding region: 1-1071 (356 amino acids)
Biological process (GO): DNA-templated DNA replication; DNA repair
Cellular component (GO): DNA replication factor C complex; nucleus
Molecular function (GO): ATP binding; DNA binding; ATP hydrolysis activity
Source: RefSeq, a predicted model, not a curated record